Messenger RNA from Oncorhynchus gorbuscha (pink salmon), 894 nucleotides. RefSeq names its product putative protein TPRXL. Bases 1 to 894 code for a protein of 297 amino acids. The record is from RefSeq and is a predicted model, not a curated record. NCBI's taxonomy places the organism in Eukaryota, Metazoa, Chordata, Actinopteri, Salmoniformes, Salmonidae. The transcript has 3 exons.
AUGAAGCACGACAAGAACAGGCUGAAAACGUGGCUGAAGAAGUGCAACAUCAAACCCCAGACCUGGAGGAUGCUGCAACCAAACGUCCCACCUGGCGGCAGCUCUGCCAGAGAGGUGUACAGAGUCACCAAAGAAUUCAUUGUUAACUCAGAAGUGGAAGCCAUCAUCGGAUACGAUGGACUAACCCCCUCGCCUAACAGCAGUCCCUCAUCUAACAGCAGUCCCUCGCCUAACUGCAGCCCCUCGCCGAACAGAAGUCCCUCGCCUAACAGCAGUCCCUCGCCUAACAGCAGUCCCUCGCCUAACAGCAGUCCCUCGUCUAACAGCAGUCCCUCGUCUAACAGCAGUCCCUCGCCUAACUGCAGUCCCUCAUCUAACAGCAGUCCCUCACCUAACAGCAGUCCCUCGCCUAACAGCAGUCCCUCGCCUAACAGCAGUCCCUCGUCUAACAGCAGUCCCUCGCUGAACAGCAGUCCCUCAUCUAACAGAAGUCCCUCGUCUAACAGCAGUCCCUCGUCUAACAGCAGUCCCUCGUCUAACAGCAGUCCCUCGCCUAACUGCAGUCCCUCACCUAGCAGUCCCUUGCCUAACUGCAGUCCCUCACCUACCUGCAGUCCCUCAUCUAACAGCAGUCUCUCGCCUAACUGCAGUCCCUCGCCUAACUGCAGUCCCUCGCCUAACUGCAGUUCCUUACCUAACUGCAGUCCCUCAUCUAACAGCAAUUCCUCACCUAACUGCAGUCCCUCACCUAACUGCAGUCCCUCACCUAACUGCAGUUCCUCACCUAACUGCAGUCCCUCAUCUAACAGCAAUUCCUCACCUAACUGCAGUCCCUCACCUAACUGCAGUCCCACUAUUAUAAGCUUACUAAUGUUUUCUUUGAUGCAGAUAUAG